Messenger RNA from Colossoma macropomum (tambaqui), 6336 nucleotides. RefSeq names its product activin receptor type-1C. Bases 136 to 1617 code for a protein of 493 amino acids. Gene Ontology annotation, molecular function: ATP binding; activin receptor activity, type I. Gene Ontology annotation, cellular component: activin receptor complex; plasma membrane. The transcript has 9 exons. The record is from RefSeq and is a predicted model, not a curated record. Lineage: Eukaryota; Metazoa; Chordata; Actinopteri; Characiformes; Serrasalmidae. Gene Ontology annotation, biological process: protein phosphorylation; activin receptor signaling pathway; nervous system development.
GCGUGCAGCAAUGCGAAGUGUGGCCGAGGAAGAGACGAGAGAAGCGGGCGAUGUGACUUGUUUUGUCAGAGCAACAGCGUGCUAGCUACCAGAGUGUGUGCGCGCGCCAAGGAAAAGCCCGAUGUAGGGGCGGACAUGCGCGGGCUCAGGUGUCCCGGCGUCACGGCGGCGCUGCUCCUGCUCGCGCUCACCCAGCUCGGCGCAGCCCUUAAGUGUGUGUGUCAGCUUUGUGCGAAUCACACCUGUGAGACGGAGGCUGAGGGAGCGUGCUGGAAUUCAGUGAUGCUGAUCAAUGGGAAAGAAGAGGCUGUGAAGUCUUGCCUCUCUGCCAGUGAGCUGAAGGGCCAAGUGUUCUGCUACAGCUCAAAAAACGUCUCCAAACGCAACUGCUGCUUCACCGACUUCUGCAACAACGAGACCCUUCACCUUCAGCCAGGAGUAUCCUCUGAUGGCUCAGGUUGGGGCCGGCUGGAGUUGGCAGCUGUGAUCCUGGUGCCGUCGUGCCUGUUGUGUGUGGGUGUGGUCCUGGGUCUGUGUGCUCUUCAGAAUCAGCGGUGUGUGCACAGUAAAGCCCGGAAACAAGACCCAGAGGAACCGCUGGAUGACCAGAGCCUCGUCUCACCUGAGAAAUGCCUGAAAGAACUGAUAUAUGACAUGAGCACGUCAGGCUCAGGAUCAGGACUGCCGCUGCUGGUUCAGAGGACGAUAGCGCGAACCAUCGUGCUACAGGAGAGCAUUGGGAAGGGUCGUUUUGGAGAGGUGUGGAGAGGGAAGUGGCGGGGCGAGGACGUGGCUGUGAAGAUUUUCUCCUCUCGAGACGAGCGCUCGUGGUUCCGCGAGGCCGAAAUCUACCAGACCAUCAUGCUACGGCAUGAGAACAUCCUGGGAUUCAUCGCAGCUGAUAAUAAAGAUAAUGGUUCGUGGACUCAGCUGUGGCUGGUGUCGGAGUAUCAUGAGCAUGGCUCUCUGUUUGAUUACCUGAACAGGUAUACAGUGUCUGUGGAUGGUAUGAUUGUUCUGGCGCUGUCAAUCGCCAGCGGCCUGGCUCACCUACACAUGGAGAUCAUCGGCACUCAAGGGAAGCCAGCAAUCGCUCACAGAGAUAUGAAGUCCAAGAAUAUCCUGGUGAAGAAGAACGGCACGGCAGUGAUCGCUGACCUAGGGUUGGCCGUCAAACACGACUCUACCACCAACACCAUCGACAUCCCAGUCAACCACAGAGUUGGCACCAAGAGGUAUAUGGCUCCUGAGAUUCUGGAUGACACCAUUAACAUGAACAGCUUUGAGUCGUUUAAGCGGGCGGAUAUCUACUCUCUGGGGCUGGUGUUCUGGGAGCUGGCCCGGAGGUGCUCUGUUAGAGGGAUUCAUGAGGAUUUCCAGCUGCCUUAUUAUGACCUGGUGCCUUCAGACCCAUCGGUGGAGGAAAUGAGGAGAGUGGUGUGUGAUCUGAAACUGAGACCGAGCAUCCCCAACCAGUGGCAGAGCUGCGAGGCACUGCGGGUGAUGGGUAAAAUCAUGAGGGAGUGCUGGUAUGCCAACUCUGCUGCUCGCCUUACUGCGCUGCGUGUCAAGAAAACCAUCUCUCAGGUGACUGUCGUCAAGGAUGGUAAAGAGUAGCUGAGCCACACACACACUCUAUGUGCUCGAAGGCGCUGGUCUGAUGACCUCUGAGUGACCCCUCCAUCACUGAUUAGGGGACCACAUUCUAAAGACAUUUCGGAAUGCUCUGUCUGUGAUGCCAAAGAACCCUAGUGUCUAGCAGUGAGGACCUCCACAGUGAAGUGAUUAACUGCAAUGGGAUAUUGAGCUGAUCUGAGCAGAUUUGGUCUCUGACUCUUUUCAACGAUUGUGUAAAGGUGCAGGGGGUAUGACUCCGCACUUGUGAACGAGCACUUUUUCAGUCAUAGUCUGGCUGUUUUCCUAAACACUACCUCUUCCCCACUCCAGUUUAGCUCUCCUCAACAUUUGCUCUUCUCUCUUCACUCCUCUUCACCUGUCAUCGCCUCGUAUCUCAUUAUCCUGCUCUCCUCUGUUUUCUUCUCCUCUCAUCACUCCUCCAGUUGCUUUUUGUGUUGGCCCAGACUCUGCAGUACAUUGCGAAGAAAGUUUUUUUUUUUAUAUAACAUCCGUGGAAAAUGUUGCAUCAUCAGCUAGUUUCCCAUACAGAUUAAGUCUAGUCUUGCACUAAAUCAUAAUGCCAAUGGUGACUUACCAUUGAAAAUCCUUAUUAGUCCAGACUUAGGCCUAAUCUGGGUCUGGGAAACUGGCCCUAAGAGGUUGGGGCAUAAUACUGUGCACCAUUACUACAAUAUAUUUCAAUAACCUGACAACAAACAGGCCAAGUGCAUUAGCCAACUAAACUCUGGCCCAAUGUUAUGAAAAAGAGACAGCUGGAGCUUUUUUGCUGCACUUGUGUAUAGCCAUGCUGUAUCGUAAGCUAAGGAGAAGCUUGUUAGAUAUAUUUUUAAUGCAUCUCUCUAUUGAACAUUUAGUCAUUUCAGUGCAAAAAAUAAUUUCUUGGCAGGUGAAGACAUCUUAUAUGUAGUCAGUAUAUGUAAUAUUUCUCAUUAUGAGAUUGUUGUAAGCAUAUUAUAACAUUAUUCUACUUAUUUCUACAUUUUUUACUUGUUUAGAGCCAUUUUUUGCUGGUAAAGUGUCUAAAAAUAAGUUGAAUUGUCUUAUAAUUUUCACACGACAGUCUCAAAUUUGUGAAAUAUUAGAUACAACAGUUGUAAAUAAGGCAAUUUAAUUUGCCAAGAUAUUUCUGCAGUCAAGGUGGACAUUUUGCAUGUGAAUGUACUGUUUAGCUCAUGCCAUUGGCUGUAGCAUUGUAAUUUUCAGUGGUGUUGUCUCUGACCACAGCAGGCCUGGGUGUUGUUUGGUGGGUGGUGGGUGGCUUUCAAAAAGUACUUUCAGAAGAAGUGCUGCUCUGAUUUCAUGAUAACAUCCUGUUUUUUUCAAUCUCUUAAUACUGCUUAACUGUAAAAACACUGCUCCCUGCACCUUUCAGAAUGCGAAGAUGGACUGCUACCUCAAGUGUUUCUUUAAGUGCCAAAUGCUUUGAGUUGCACAUAUGCUUGUGCCAUAAAUGUUGAUAUUAUGCAUAUAUACUGUAUUCUGUAUGUGUAUGUGAAUUAUUAUUGUUACUGAGCAAGACACUCAUGAGUUUGCCUGAUUGAUUAGGAAUCAGUCAGCCAGUCAAUCAAAUAAUUAAUUCAUUGGCCAAUCAACCAACCAACUAAUUGAAAUGCCGUUUAUUACUAGCAUCCUCUUCCUAUUUUUGUAAAGCCCUUUUAAGCAUACAUAAAGGACCAAGAUAUCAGAAUGUGUUUUAUAUAUUCUUUGAUACUGAAACAUGUAUUGCUUCUCAGUUUGAUUUAAAACAGCUUUCUCCUGAUUUGCUCAAGGAAAUGAGAUCUUUUAAGCAACGCUUUGAGCUUAGCACAUGUUGUGCUUUCCUUAGCAAAAAAUUAUGUAGAGAUGUGUUAUUUUCUAGAUGUAUCAAUUUCGGAACCCAUCAUUUCAGCACUAUCACUUUCAGUUGCACUGCACAGAGAUUUCCUUGUGCGAGCGUGACUUCCUGUAAGGCAAUGUUAUUUUUGAAUGUGAAAAAAAGAAAAGAAAAAAAACGAACAGCUUUUGCUUUAAGAGACAGAUGCACUGGACAUACCCAGCAAGAUAUAUAUUCCUUUGUAUCAAGUGCAAUAUCAAAUACAAAAGCACAACUGCCAUUUGACGUCUGAAGCCUUUUAAAUGAGAUUCUAAAGCUUAAGAAUGCCAGUGUGGGGAAAAAAAAGAGAAAUGUGAAAAUGUCCUAUGUGAAUGCUCUUUAUCUGUGUUUUCUUUGGAAUGUCCUUGCAUUGCACUACAGAGCAGCAUCAAGCUGCCAAAGAAGCUUCAAAACUACUAAUCUAAGAAAAAAGAAAAAAGAAAAUCUAAUAUUAUGAGCAUAGAGUCCAAAUCCUGGACCAAAAUAGGCCUUUCUGUGGAGAAUCUCAUAAAACACAUCACACAACAAGGCAAGAGAGAGAGAGAGAGUCUGUCUUGAUAUCAAUUGCAAAUUUUUAAAACUGCACAUUGCAACUUAUAGAUCAUACCUGAGCAUCCAGCACUCAUUGUCUUGUUGAUGGUUGGCCCACAAGAUUUGGGUAAUCUGUUCUGUCUUGGGUAAUUAAAGGAAUUGUUCAGUUCUUGCUUGUUUAGUUUUGCACUAGAGCUGAGUUGGAUGUAACUAACAAAUAAUGGGAGCUUAUACCUCAUUAUAUUAGCAUUGUGCAAACAGAAAUGCCCAAAUCAGCACUCACUUGCCUUAAACCACAGUGGGAUGUUAAGUAAUCUCAAAUAGACUUGCAUUUCUGACACCUGUAUGACAAUAUAUACAUAUAUAUAUAUAUAUAUAUGAAGGUCUGGGGGAUUGGCCAUUGCUGUAGGUAAUGUGAGUAAGAUGCAGCAUACUGCAAAUCUGUGGUCUCACUAUGGUUACUUUGAGUUUCAGCUCUCAGUUUAACCCUUAGAAGUGUAUGGAGUUAUCACUGUAGGUUUUUCAAUGUUUCAUUACAUAUGUAUGCAAUUAAUUACACUUUUAACAACUGCCUGACAAAAAUGUUUUCUCUUGCACACACCAUAAUAGUUUUUCAUCAAAUUCAAGUCAUAAUAGAAAUUGAGAAUUGUACUAAUUCUUGCUUUUUUGCAAUAGCAAAAACAAUGACUUCUGUAGGUUAAAGCAAACAGAUAAUGUUACACUAACAAAUUGUGCCAAAUCAUUUCAUUAUUGGGUAACACUUUAUGGCAGUGUUCAAAAACCUACAUGACACCUGCAUAAGCCCUUCAUGACAACUGACAUAAACCUACAGAAACAUUUCUAAAUGCUUAUUCCAAUAGGUGUCAUGUGCCAUUCAUACAUUUAGCAACUUUGAUAUCAAGUUUGCGUAACAUCUGUUUCAGGUGUUAUUUUCAUUAUUUUGAUAUUAGGUCAUGACACUUUCUGGGGUAUAAUGAUGUAGACUUUGUAGCAUAGUGUAUAUCACAUUGUCAUAAUGCUGAUAAUAUGACAGCUUACCAUGUCAGGCUGGAUAAAACAAGUCAGCAUUUGCUGCAGCCCUUGGGGAAAGUGAGAUUGCCAUUUGUAAGAUUUAAGCUGUCACAUUAUUAGCAUUUUAUUACAAAGCUACAAAGUUCAUUGUUAUGAUAUGUUAUGUCAUUUCACCCAAUUAAGAGACGCUUAUUAGUCCCACAACGGGUAAAUUUCACCUCUGCAAUUUAACUCAUCCAUUUAUUAAAACACCUACAUACACACUAGUGAAGACACACACUAGGGGGCAGUGAGCACAAUUGCCCGAAGCAGUGGGCAGGCCUAUCCGCAGCGCCUGGAGAGCAGUUGGGGUUCAGGUGCCUUGCUCAAGGGCACCUCAGUCACAUAAUGUCGGCUCAGAGGAUCAAACCUUCCAGCCUUUAUAAAUGUUUAGAUAGGUGUCAUGUAGCUGUAUGAGCACUGCCCUACAGUAAAGUGUUACAGAUUAUUAGUUUUCUGGACACUGAUUGAGUACAGUAGCUUGGUGAGUUCUGUAGGUCAAAGAUAGGCAAAACUUUGGAGACUGUUUUGCUCUAGGCCUAUUUUGUUUAGGCCUAGUAGUCAUUCACUGCUCUUCUACACUGUGCAGCAGUGUUUACUUUCAGAUCAGAGAGACACUUAAGCAGCAUUUGCAUCACUUUGCUAGAGGUAGUGUUCUAUAAGCAUGGUUAACAGAGCAUGGGUGUGCUGUCUGCAAAUGGCAUCCUCUGCUAGAUGUCUGACAUCCGCAUGCAAAUUCAAUCCGAGGCAGAAAGACGUCAUAAUUCUACUUUUUUUGCCUGUUGGGUGGGGGAGAAGAUGUCUAAAUAGUUUUUUUUCUUGUGUCUCAGCCCUGAGGUAAAAGUAUGUAAAUGUCAUAUUUUGCUGUUCCGUUACAUGUUCAGGAUCUCUGACAGGCAUCUGCCUGUAAGGCUGCUUGAAAAUUGCAAUGCUUGUGUGCGCGUGUUUAACUGUUUUACUCCUCUGAAAUCGUCACUCAUUCCAAAGAAAAGUCUGUACCAUUGACCGUCGAGGCACGGGGCUUUGCUCAUGUCGUGUGAGGCAGUUUUCGUUCCUCUCUGAGAAUGUACUGUGACUCUCUUGCUUUAUAUGAGAGGACUUUGAGGGUGGAAUUCAUACUCCUUUUUAUGUUUCGACUUCAAAUCAUGAGUGUCUUUUAGAUCAUGAGUGUCACAUAGUAUUGUAUUGUACUGUACUGUCUGUACUGGACUAUUUAUUGUAUUCAUAUAUAAACUGUGAGACAAUAAACUAUUUUUCAUGAUACA